This is a messenger RNA of Fusarium redolens, 1605 nucleotides long. Its product is annotated as Alpha/Beta hydrolase protein. Lineage: Eukaryota; Fungi; Ascomycota; Sordariomycetes; Hypocreales; Nectriaceae. The transcript has a single exon. Gene Ontology annotation, molecular function: carboxylic ester hydrolase activity. The record is from RefSeq and is a predicted model, not a curated record. Bases 1 to 1605 code for a protein of 534 amino acids.
AUGCAUCUCAACUUUGUCGUCCUUAUAUCGUUGCCAAUUCUGGUGAGCGCAUGGCCGGCCAGAAAAUAUGGAGACAACUCAUGGGCUGUCAACACCAGCUCUGGCAACUUUGCCCCCUUCUUUGAACCAUCUUACCCGAACGUUGCUGCAUUUCUUGAUAUCCCAUUUGCGGAGACUCCAGUCGGAGAUCUCAGGUUUACGCCACCUGUCGCAAAGAAACAUCCCGGAGAUAAAAUCGUUCAAGCAACGAAACUUCCACGGGGAUGUAUUCAAUACGUGCCUCUCUUGCUCAGAGGUACUGUUGCUGAUAGCCUCAUUUCUGCUGCCAACUUCCAGCGUGGAGACUACGCGAAUACCACUGAAGAUUGUCUGAGGCUCUCUUUGUUCGCCCCCAAAAACGCUAUCGCCGCAAAGAACGGCGCGAAAGCUGAACGGUUGCCUGUCGUAAUCUGGGUUCACGGGGGCGGCUAUAUGAUUGGAGGCACCAACGUCCCAUAUCAGCUUGCCCAACCCUGGGUUCAGCGAAGCCAGAAACACAUCGUUGUACAGAUCCAAUAUCGACUCAAUCUCCUCGGACUACCAAAUGCCGCUGGCUUUGCAAAAGAAGGAAGGAACCUGAACCUGGCGCUGCUCGACCAACGUCUCGCUGUUGAAUGGGUAAGAGAUAACAUUGCUCGAUUCGGCGGCGAUCCCAACCGCAUCACGCUCUGGGGUGAAAGUGCAGGUGCUUAUGCUACAGAUGGCUAUCUCUUUGCUUGGCCUCGCGACCCAAUUGUUAAGGGUGUUAUAGCUGAUUCUGGGAAUGCCCUCGCAAUUGAGGGGAGCUUAGGCGAUGCCAGAAAUCACAGCACUUUUUCUAUCGCCGCAAAGCAUCUAUGUUGCGGCGGCCUGUCACCGGAGAAAGAGCUCCAGUGCAUGAGAGGCGUUCCCGAGCACAAACUAAAGGAAUAUCUUCAAGCAGAACUCGGUCAGGGAGGUGCUGCUGAUGACGGCCUUGGGUUCUCACUUAUCCCUGAUAAUGUCACUGCGUUUACCAACUACACCGAGAGAAUCACUACAGGCUCGUACAACUUUCCAGCAAAGGUUCCUCUCUUGAUUGGGACCAACACGAACGAAGGAGCUGCCGUCAUUCCUUACAACUUUCCAGGCUACGAAACAGCUACAGAGAUACCGGCCAACCUCAAGCCCAUUGCUGAUGGGUUUGGUCUCAAUCUCCAAUGCACUACCCUCAAAGAGAACCGUUUGAGAUCUGAAGCAGGUGCCAGGACCUUUCAAUAUCUUUAUGCGGGUAAUUUCACGAACAUUUCCCCUCUAUCCUGGCUGGGCGCGUAUCAUACUGCUGAAUUGCCUCUGAUCUUUGGUACUCACGACAUUGAGGGCCCAUCAACCAAAUUCGAGCAAAAAGUUAGUGAGAGAAUGCAAGAUCUCUAUCUCAAGUUCGCCAGUGACCCUGCACAUGGAUUGGAGAAGGAUAGAUGGCCGGCAGCGCAGGCACAAUCGGGCAGGUCGAAGCUUGUCAAGUGGGCGGGGAAUGGCAAGGUUGAGGAGAUCGUCGAUGCCAAGAAGUUGACCGAUGAAUGUACCAGGAAAGGAUUUGCUGUAUAA